UACAUGUAUGUAUCAGUAAUUUCCUCUGAUGCUAUAUCCGAUCAACAACUGGAGCUGCAGUGAUAGAACAGUGGAUCAGUGUUCAUGAAAACUUGAAAAGAUGCUGCAGAAAUAGAGUUUGAAGAGUGAAAGCAAUGGUAUCUCCAUGGCGAUUACGUGUAAUUCCCAACAGUCGACAGCUCUUAGUUCUGGCAUGCCUUCUCUUCCUAUUCUGGUGUAUGACACUUUAUCGGGUUUCCAAUAUUAAUCCUGCAAGGCAGAAGGAAAGUGAAGUACUUAAGAAUGAAAUCAUCAGUCUGAGUGAAAAAUAUGUCCGAGCACUCUCGCGGGAAAAUGCUGACAUUGUAGAUGGACCAUAUGCUGGAAGAUUUACUGCUUAUGAUCUCAAGAAAACAAUGGCUGUAUUAUUAGAAAACAUGCUUGAACGUCUUGGUCGGUUAGAGGUUCAAGUCCAUCAUGUGAUGAAUAUAUCCAACUCCUCCCUGGUCAAUCUUACCCGCCCCCUGAUGGCUGACCAGAGUGAGGACUCCCUCCAUGCAGAAGUGCCCAGGCCUCCAGCCUUACAAACAAAAACCAGAAUUCUCAAAAUAAGUCCUCUUGUGAGAGAGAGUGCCAUAAAACAUCAAAACAGCAGGGAACAACUUGACUUAAUUCUUGGAAGGACAGAGUCUUGUACCCUUUCUGAACAGGACAAACAAGUAUACACAAAAUGUGAAGGAAAAUUAGAGUGGAUGAGACAGAUGUGGCAGUCUGACCCAUGUUACGCCUCUUAUGGGGUAGAUGGAUCGGAAUGUUCAUUUCUUAUGUAUUUAAGUGAGGUUGAGGGAUGGUGUCCAAAGAGAACUUGGAAAAAGAGUGUGAAAAUACCUGUAGAAGAUGCUUCAAAAAUUCAAUAUGUUGAUAUAAAUGAUGAUAUUGAAGAUUUAAUGAAGAUUUUGGUGGAUCCAAAUGAAAGACAGGGUUAUGCUUGGAUACGAAUGAGGAUCCGCAAAAUGUGGCCCAAGUGGGUGUCCGCUGCCAAAAAACUCAAAUCAAAACAAAGCAUGAAGAAACGCCGGCGGAAAAAGAUUCUUGUUCAUUUGGGACUUCUAUCCAAGCAGUCUGGGUGGAGGUUUGCAGAAAAUCAAUUUAAAGGUGGUCCACUUGGAGAACUUGUCCAAUGGAGUGAUCUCAUAUGUACUUUGUAUGUGUUAGGACAUCAGCUGACCAUCACCAGUGAAACUUACCAGCUGGAAAAAAUUCUGAGCCAGCUGCCUGCGGCUAACUCUCCCUGUCAGAGUAGAAAGGAUCUGCCCGUCCAUAUCAUCUACACAGACAUUGUAGGUCUCAGGCAAUUCAAAAGAUAUGUUAAAGGAGGCUAUGGCAAAUUCAGCUGUUUAUUGAGGAUUGUGGACUCCUUUGGUACAGAGCCGGCAUAUAACUUACGAGCAUAUGCCAAGGCCCACAAAAUGCUAACCUCCUGGGGGGGACAGGACCUUUUACCUCAACAGUUCUUCACCAUGUUUCCUCACAGUCCAGAUAAUUCCUUUAUGGGGUUUGUUGUGGAGCAGCAUUUAAAUGAUUCAGAUGUGAAGGGAAUCAAACGAGAGAACAGGGCAUUAGUGUAUGGAAAAAAUGAUUACAUGUAUGAGGGCAAGGAAAAUUAUCUGAAUACAAUCAAAAAACAUUUGGAAGUUCAUGGUACAGUUUAUGUUGAUGAAAAGGCUAAAGACACCAAAUCUUUUGUACCCAGUUUUGUCAAAAACCACGGUCUGCAAAAGCCAGAGGAUUUUCAUAUAUUGCUGAGGAAAUCUAAGGUGUUUGUUGGCCUAGGCUUCCCAUAUGAAGGACCUGCUCCUUUAGAAGCCAUAGCUAAUGGUGCUAUUUAUAUCAAUCCCAAAUUUCCCACCCCACAUAGUAGUAAAAAUACACAGUUUUUUAAAGGCAAACCAACAGCUAGAGAGCUAACUAGUCAACACCCAUAUGCAGAAAUGUUUAUUGGUGAACCAUAUGUAUAUACAGUCGAAAUCAAUAAUCAAGAAGAAGUAGAGAAGGUGCUGGAUAAGAUUCUACUAGAAAGAGAAUUCAAACCUCACAUGCCAUAUGAGUUUACAGAGGAAGGAAUGCUCCAAAGGAUGAAUGCUUACAUAGAACAUCAGAACUGGUGUCAUUUCCAGAAACAAGAGGCAAAAUGGCCGCCAGAGUCAGCCAUAUCGUAUAUCAUGGGAUCAGAUGGCCAGUCUUGUAAAGAUGCUUGCUGGGGAAAAGGUUUAAUUUGUGAGCCUAGUCAUUUCCUUCAGAUUAACUCAGCUCGUUCUAUAAAGCAGGCUAAGGUGGAAUGCAGUCGAGAAGACUACAUGGCAGACAUUUUCGUGCCAGGUUAUGAUCCAAGCACCAUGGAGUGUGCUCUCCAGCGUGAAGAGUUGUUGUUUAGCUGUGUAGGCAAGAAAAAUAAUUUCCGUCGAUACUGUCCAUGUCGAAAUUACAUCAAGGGACAAACUGCUCUCUGUAAGGAGUGUGUUUGAGUUACAUGAUUGGUCAAAAUAUUCUUUUUAACUCGUCUGGUUGACUAGAAUAUUGUUUGAGUCAUGUGAUUGGCUUAAAUAUUGUGUUGUCUUUCCUUAAAUCCAAUGCAGCAUUUAAUUACAUGUACAUGUAGCAGCCACCUGCUAUGUAAGAGUGUUGUUCUUCCAUUUACUGUGCAAGUCUUUUUCAUCUGUUUUAUUCCAGCAUUUGGAAAAUAUUUCUAAAGAUGGAAUUUUCACUUAAAUCAUGGACAAAUUAUUUAUUUCAUCAUAAAACAUUAUAUAAAUAUUGCAUUUAGUUGAGUGUAACAUUGAAAAUUUUCACCCCAAGAAAACCAUUGUCAACUGAGGCGCAUAUCAACUACAUGCGAUAUUUAUUAUAUUAUACUGAAUGUUUUAUAAAAAUACAUAUAACAGUGAACAUUGCAUGCAUAAAUUCUGCGCAGUCACUAUUUUUUGGAAUAUCACCCGUCCUCAAGCAAUGUUGAUUGUUGCUACGCUGGAGGGCGUGGCUUCAUUAUUCAGUGGGUAACAGUGUUUUUUGACAAAUGUUUCUCGACAAAUCAGAUUCAACUGAUUUACAUGAAAGUAUAAUAUAUGUGAAUAAUGAUUUUUUUUUUUAUAAAUAUAUGUGUUUAUAGGUAAAGCUUGUAAGUUAAUUAUAAAUACUGUAAUGUCUGUUUUAAAUUUCAAAGAACAUUCUGCAUAACAGGUUCUGCAGAAUUUUUGAAUUUAUAGUCAAAAUUUGGGGAAAUAGGGUUGUGAAACAUUCACAUUCCUAUUAUCUUUGGUAUAUGUAUUGAAGAUCCAAUGAGAUUACAGGAAAUUUGCAAAAAUGCAGACAUUUGAACUAUACCUUUGAAAAAGCAAAUUAAUGCAAAAAUUACAAACUUUAAAGAAAACCUAUUAUACUUAAAUCAGUUUAAUGACUGAUAUUUUGAGUUUUGUAAUACUCCUAGCAUAAUGAAGCACAAGUUGAAUUAAAUUUUUAAAUGCAUAAUUUACAUGUUCUUAAAAAACUGCUUUCAAUGUCAGGUUGAUCUCGUGUCUAAGAAACGUUCAUGAUAGAAAUGAAAUUU
Molecule: messenger RNA, 3583 nt
Organism: Saccostrea echinata
Lineage: Eukaryota; Metazoa; Mollusca; Bivalvia; Ostreida; Ostreidae
Product: alpha-1,6-mannosylglycoprotein 6-beta-N-acetylglucosaminyltransferase A-like
Exons: 19
Coding region: 135-2504 (789 amino acids)
Biological process (GO): protein N-linked glycosylation
Cellular component (GO): Golgi apparatus
Molecular function (GO): alpha-1,6-mannosylglycoprotein 6-beta-N-acetylglucosaminyltransferase activity
Source: RefSeq, a predicted model, not a curated record